AUGCGGCAGACACUCUCCCAGAGGCCUGAGAACAGGCAGGAGAUUAGACCAAAGCAGACAACGGAAGGCAGGAUAAUCCAGACGGCGAAGCAAAAGUCAGUGUCGAGGAUGAGCUCAGGAGUCCGGGCCAGGAGAUCAAAGAUCCUAAGAGGUAUAGAGAAAUCCAGGACGGUAUCAGGAAUCCAGGUGAAGCAUAGGCAUUUAACCAAAACGACUCCCCUCAGGUUUAUUUGUUUAGUGACAUAUCUGAUCUUGGAAACCGUAGCUUACUUGGAUGUUCAAGGACCAUCGCCAUCUUUGCAUUUUAAAGCAGUUAACAUUGGCUUGAACAUCACUUUAAAGUGUCUCUAUAAAGAAUCUGAUGGAGUUAUUUUCUACUGGUAUAAGCAAACUCUUGGGCAGAAACCAAAGCUUAUUUCAGAGUUUUAUAAGUAUAAGAGAAAUAGCUCACUUAAAGGUGAAUUUUGGAAAGAUCCACGAUUUGACCUGGAAACUGGCACGGAUAAAAAUAACUUGAAAAUCUUGAAUGUACAAAUGUCAGACUCUGCUACUUACUACUGUACAGGAAUUCAUUCGUAUGAGUAUAAAUUUCUAGAGGGCAUUAUACUUCAUUUCAAUACAUCUGUCAUGGUGUAUGUCUUAAGUGGAACUUUAGCCUUCGUCACCAUGCUGGCAUUUUUUCUGGCAAUUAUACUUUACAAGAAAUCUUGCAAAGAGCCUCCACAGAGAUCUUCACCAGCCUCCUCUCUACAGGCAAACGUUUACGAGCAUGCAGAUGAUCUCCAUUAUGCUGCUUUAAGCCUUAGUGGGGCCAGGGGCUCAAGAAGGUAGAGGGACAACCCUAAUGUAAUUGUGUAAUCUGGUGUGAGGCUUUAAAGCUACAUUUGUAUCAGUUUUCCUGUUGGCAUUAGAACUUAAAUAGAUAAUAUCUCCUUCUGAUUAGUUUGAAAUGUGAAUAUUCCAACUUAUUCAGCUGUAUUUAAUCUUUGUCAUUUUAAUAUCACCAAAUGUUUCAAAGUAGCUUUAUUUCCACUUUUUUGUAUUCUUUUAUAAAGAU
Messenger RNA from Cyprinodon tularosa, 1057 nucleotides. RefSeq lists its product as uncharacterized. The transcript is spliced from 6 exons. Gene Ontology annotation, biological process: response to bacterium. Lineage: Eukaryota; Metazoa; Chordata; Actinopteri; Cyprinodontiformes; Cyprinodontidae. The record is from RefSeq and is a predicted model, not a curated record. The coding region runs from base 1 to 831 and encodes 276 amino acids.